Aspergillus niger is the source of this 2058-nucleotide messenger RNA. RefSeq lists its product as uncharacterized. Bases 1 to 2058 code for a protein of 685 amino acids. The record is from RefSeq and is a predicted model, not a curated record. Gene Ontology annotation, biological process: protein polyubiquitination. Lineage: Eukaryota; Fungi; Ascomycota; Eurotiomycetes; Eurotiales; Aspergillaceae. Gene Ontology annotation, molecular function: protein binding. The transcript has 2 exons.
AUGGAGAAACUCCCCGUAGAGAUCCUCUGCGAGAUUAUUGACUCAUUAGCUGACGCACCCUUAGAUCUCACCCCACACGAGCGGGUACAACUUCAGUCCGUCUCGAGGCGGCUAUUCUCCGUGGCCCGGGAUAACAAUCUCUGGAGACUCCACUGCUUCGAAGAGUCAUGGAGCGCUUCCGGAGCCUUGCGUUCCGCUGCCAACAAGACUUCCGAGAGCCUAGUCACUAACUCCACCGCUUCCCUCAGCUCAUUAGGCCAGACUUCGCUUCGAUCGCUCAUACAACCAGGCGCGUCUGGGCUCCGAGACGGUAAAACAAGCGGCUUGGAUCAAACACCGUCCUAUGGGCAGAGAUCCAGAGCAGCGGCGUCGUGGGACCCGUCUUACGAAGGGGAAGAGGUGAACUGGUACUCGGAGUACAUUGCUCGAAAUGGCCCGAUCUCGCUUAGCUGGAUGCAGCAACCCUUCACCAGGGCAUCACAGGGUGGGAGAAGGGAAUACCGUGAGGUCAAAGGAAUGGGACUGCUUCGAGACUGGAGUACUGCUCGACAGAACAAAGUUGUUGCGCCCCUUGAUGACGGCAGUGUCUGCAUUUGGGAUCUUAAUCACUCGCACUCUAUUGGAUCCCAGAGCACCAAGGGUAAGAUUCUUGGGGUCAGCUCGCCGGGGAUCUUGAUGGCAAACCGGUUUGGAAGACGAGAUAACUCGGGAGCAAAGCAAGCCUUGGAAUUCGUGAAUCUCGGAGAAUGUGUCAGCGUAGACUCUAUGCGUCGGAGGGCCUACCUGGCUGUCGGGAAUAUUCUAAACGAGGUAGAUCUCGAAAGUCUCACUGUUAUUUCCCAACAACGCUUUCCUUGGUCCGUUUUUGCCUUGUCCCAGGAGACAGAUUAUUCUGUACCGUUGACAGCGGCUACCACUCUGAGUCUUCACAUCUACGAUGGCAGAAUGUCGGCGACGGAGGAGCAAGAGGCGAUCACUCUACGCUGUGAGGAGCCGACCGUUUCGCUAGUCCCCAAAUCCAAGAUCUAUUCUCCUCCAGAUUCACCCCUUUUGCAACUACAACCAAACGGACGACCCCCGCACCGGAUACGAAGCCCUGAUCUCUCAAAGAACAGUGACAACUAUGCACCCUUAUUCCAACCAGGACCUCUCUCGCUUCUACACCCUCCCGCGCCGCACGUGAAUUCGAUCUUCCUCGCCGGCCGUUUUCCAAGCAUCUUACAGUAUGACCGCCGCUUUUUCCCACGGCUUCAAAACACAAUUCAUUCCGGUGGCCAACUCUGCGGUCUUGCUGCUGUUCCUGCGCCGCGAUUCCCUGUCUCUCCCAACUCUGAGUUCCCCGCCUCCCACAAGUUGGUAGCGUGCGGUGACUACAAAGGGCGGGGCUCUCUUGAACUUUACAACCUCACGCCCUCCAACACUAACGCCAAGAGCGAUCCAUCGGGCUGCUCGUCCAACCUGUCUACAGUGUACCAAAAUCGGCAGAGUGUCGCUAGAUCCAAGGUGCUCUCGGUCGAAUCACACGGAACCCGAAUUGUCUACUCCGAUGCAGACGGCAAUAUCAAAUGGGUUGAGCGUGAUGGACGUUCCGAAGUUCGCCGCCUGAACAUUAAUUCAUACCAACCGCAGCGAAGAUACUACCCACAGCGCAAUGGGGAGACGUCCACUCAUUCGGGAAGCAACGCUAAUGCUAAUGGUGAAGAGGAAGACCAGACAUUCGGAUUAUGGGGUAGCCUAUCGCGGUCUCGCAGCGAGGGCGAAGUCGCACGAAAGGUUCUCCCGACCGGCGGCAGCCUGACAGGCGAUGAACUACUUGUCUGGACAGGAGAACACAUUGGACGCGUCCAUUUCUCCAAUCUCCCGGACAUGGGUCCAGAUUCGGAUGAAGAAGAUGACGCUAUAUCUGUUGAUGGGCAUGUUGGAGAAGCGGAGCGUGAAGAGCGACGGAACAAACGGCGAGAGCUACGCCGGCGGGAAGAAGAAUAUGCCACUAUGAUGCGGAAGGCACUGGAGAGGCAGGCCGAUGAAGUGAGGCGGAUGGGGGGCCUGGGGCUGUGA